CCCUGAGGCGUGAAUGUAGCCAUUACCUUGUCAUCGCUCUCGUCUCAAAGAGCAGUCAGUUUCUCAGUGCGUCCAUCUCACGUACUGACCCUGCAGCACUUCACACAGGCAUCAUGGCACAGAUGGUCGUGCAGCAACCUUCGCCUGUCGUAGUGGUGAACACGACACACUCCAAUCAGUGGAGCUCAGGAAUCUGUGACUGCUGUGACAAUCUAGCAGAUUGUUGUUUUGCAUUCUGGUGUUUCCCCUGUUUCGCCUGCAAUACGGCGAGUAAUUUUGGAGAGUGUUUGUGUUUACCAAUGCUCGAUUAUGGCCCGAUUCCCCCAAUAACCCUGGCCAUGAGGGCAUCAAUGCGCGAGCGCUAUGGCAUUCAGGGAUCUAUAUGCAAUGACUGCAUCUAUUCAUUCUUCUGCCUUCCCUGCGUUUGGUGCCAGAUGUCACGAGAGAUGAGAGCACGUAAACAAUCAGUCACAGUAAUUAACGCUCGAGCAAGAUGAAGACUCAUCGUCAUGAUCAUUAAUGAAUAUAUGACAUCAUUAACAAAGUAAAGUACAAUGAUACUGUCUGUAUAAUCAUUUACAAUGUGGUAAUGACUCUCUAUAUGCUGAAAUGUAGUCUGUUUCUCAGUACUGUUUUUACCUGAUCUAAGCACUAGAGGGAGGUGUUUGCAUUCUAAUGUUGCAGAAGGUAACCCUAGCUUGGACUCCUAUGCUUGCAAUGUUAAUGCACAUUUGGGGGGAAAGUGGUGGAGGAAAUCUGACUAUCUGUUUGUGCUGUUGAAAUCAAGGGUUCAGGGUUGGAAGGUUACUCGCAUCGAAUAGAUAGUUACUCUCUCCGGGGAUAAUCUGGGAUGCCGGUCCAUACGAGGGCACUAUACAAGCACACAUUUACACACUUAUUCACACAUGGGGCAAUUUACUGUAGCCAGUCCACCUACCAGCAUGUUUUUUGGAGGUGAUGGAUAGAUAGAUAGAUAGAUAGAUAGAUAAUACUGCCACAAGGCAAGAACUAAGUAAAUUAAAAUAAAAUGCUAAGUUCUGAAACAACAAUCGUAACACUGUAAAAAAAAAAAAGUAGUAAUAAAUUAACAAAUUAAAAAAUGCUGUGAAUUUUGCAAUAAUUUACUGGCAACUCGAGUUGCUUAUAAAUUACUGUAAAUUCUGCAGUAAACCAUAUUUACAGCAAAGUACUGUAAUAUCUUGCAUAGUAUAAAAUAGCACAUAAUUCAGUACAUUUGCUCAUUUGCUCAUACAGUACUGUAAAUACUACAAUAUACAGUAAAUCUACAGUAAAUUUACAGUGUACUACUGAUUUGGCAUGGUGACUUUUGUGUACAUUCUUCAAAAGCAAUGAUCAUACAUGACUUAUUGGCCUAAAUACAAAUCCUAUAUACAUACAUAGAAUUGAAUUUUGUUAUCAUUAAUAAAGUCUUAUAGCUUUUAUUUUGUGUGUGAUAAUGUGUAGUAAUAAUGUCGCUGACUGUAGCACUAGGCUACAAUCUUUAAUCUUUAUUAGAUUUCAUGUUAUGUGUUUCCCAAAUAAAAUGGGUGAAAAAAAAAUGCUGACUCAA
Messenger RNA from Pangasianodon hypophthalmus (striped catfish), 1570 nucleotides. Its product is annotated as cornifelin homolog B-like. The transcript is spliced from 4 exons. Lineage: Eukaryota; Metazoa; Chordata; Actinopteri; Siluriformes; Pangasiidae. The record is from RefSeq and is a predicted model, not a curated record. Bases 114 to 497 code for a protein of 127 amino acids.